This is a messenger RNA of Peniophora sp. CBMAI 1063, 3087 nucleotides long. The record is from the annotation of a GenBank genome assembly. NCBI's taxonomy places the organism in Eukaryota, Fungi, Basidiomycota, Agaricomycetes, Russulales, Peniophoraceae.
AUGCCCUCAGAGAGCAGUGAGAAUGGUAUACAUGAGCUCUGGCAGAACGCUCUUGAAGCGUACCGGAAGGAAACGAAGUGCGAACUCCUUGGAGUGGACUUCGCAGACAGCGUGCUUGAGUGCGCCACAGCGGAGGACGUCAUGGAUGUUCUGCAGGAGAGUAUGGAAGACCUCAAAGCAUUCCGCAGUGACGACUCGAAAUGGGACAAAGUGCGCAACGUCCUCGAGCGCGUCGUGGGCGUUGUGCUUGCGCUCAACGUCGCAGCCGGGGAUGUAGCUUCUGUGGCUAAUCAGGGUGCUCCAGGAGGAUCGGCCAUCUUCGUCGGAAUCGGCGUUCUUCUGACGGCGACUAAGGGCGUGAGCGAACGAUAUGACUCUCUGCUAGAACUCUUCUCGCAGCUCUCAGACUACCUACUCCGUCUCUCCUCUCGUCUUCAAUCCAAACCCGAGCUCGGCCCCGCCGCAAGGAAGAACGCGCUUGAUGUGCUUGUGCAUCUUUUGCAUGUUCUCGCUCUCGCCACGAGGCUGUUGAAGAAGAAUCGCUUCAUGCAUUAUGUACAGGUUGUAUCUGGGAACAAAGACAUGAAAGAUGCGCUCGCCAAGCUGGAUACGCUCACGGCGACAGAAACACGCGUGGUCGUGAAUGACACCUUUGUGACCGCACAACAGAUCCUGUCUGAAGUACAGAGCUUGCGCACUGACGGUCUUGGACACUCUGAGACGCUCGAACGCAUCGAGACAAGCCUCUCUGCCCUCACCGACGCACAGCUGCUACAACUCGAUAUCGAGAUACAGAAGUGGCUAUCUCCGCCUGAUCCGUCUGAGAAUCAUCGGCGUGUCGUGGCAUCCCGCUAUGAGGGCAGUGGUACCUGGAUGCUGAAUAGCUCUACGUUCACGGAAUGGCGAGAUGGGGAUGGUUCUUUCUUUUGGCUGCAUGGAAAGCCUGGUUCGGGCAAGACUGUACUGUGUUCAUCAGUCAUCGAUAUGCUGAGAGACGCUUCAUCCGCCAUGGUCGCAUACUACUACUUUGACUUCAGAGACGAGGCCAAGCAGGAUGCUCACGGUCUCUUGUACUCCCUUGUCCAUCAACUAAGCGGCGCUUCAUCAGAUUGUCUGCGUCUGCACCGCGAGUUCUACACUCUGCUUGGCAAACAUGGACGUCCCAGUCUCGCACCCCUUGUCGAUCACCUCCGUGCUCUCGCCAGAUGUUUACCUGGGCCGAUCUACAUCGUGGUCGAUGCAAUCGACGAAUGCCCCCUCGAAGCCCGUCGUACAGAGGUCCUUCCGUACUUGCGGAAGCUGACGAGCCUGCAUCUACCCCAUGUUCAUGUCCUCUUGACCAGCCGACCCGAGGUCGACAUACGUCGCUGUUUCGAGGACGACUGUACACAUUCUAUGAAUCUUCAGGAUGUGAAACCACAUGCAGAAGACAUGAGCUCGUACAUCACGCAUGUCUUGACAUCGGAUCUUGAUUUCGGGGACUGGCCGGAACGGCUUGUCAAUCUUGCGUGUGAUACGCUUCAGAAGAAGGCGAACGGGAUGUUCCGCUGGGUUUCCCUCCAGCUUGAGAGUCUACGCAAAUGCCUGCCAAAGCAUGUCGAGAAGACACUCGACAGUCUGCCCGAGACACUGGGCGAAACAUACUGUCGGAUGCUCGAUGCGAUAGACAAGAAAUACACCGCGGACAUCCUGCGAGUCUUAGCUUGCAUAACAUACGCUCAAAUCUCCAUGUCCGCGAUGCAGCUCGCCGAGAUCUUCGCCAUUGACUUCGAUGAUGAAUCGGGUGUUCCUCAGCUCAACUCAGAGCAUCGCGUCAGCGAUGCCGAAGCUAGCCUACAGGCUCUAUGCUCCGGUUUUAUCAUCGUCUCGAAUAACUCAGUCAGCUUCUCUCAUUUGUCCGUGAAAGAGUUCUUGCUAUCCGACCUCGCUCCCGCGAGAUACCGUUUGACCACGGAUGUCGCCUGCUUCUCGCUUGCACAGAUAUGCAUGGCAUCCCUGCUCUCGGUCGAAUAUGCCGACGAGAAUCGGUCAGGACCGUCCCUCGCUACACACGCCAGUCGUUUCUGGAUGCUAUAUGCCUCACAUCCCGACGUGGUCGGCCGCUUGAAUCCGUCCCUCGAUCGGUUCCUGAUACCUGGUUCUGCGGCCUUCAGCGUAUGGGCAGACCACUUUCUCAGGUGGAGGAGAAGUACCCGCACCAGAAUUGAAGAGUCCCCGGACGGCGACUUCACCCGCAUACAUAUGUACCAAUGGGAGCCAGACUGCUCUCACGAUCGAUAUAGCCAGCGGCUGCCUUCAUGGCUGGCGCGCAGAAUCCGCUUUCACCCUCUUAUACUCGCGUCCUUUUACGGCUUCAUCGAACAGGUCAAAGCGCUUAGCGCCGACCUUUCCCAGUUGUCGGAAGGAAUGAUGAACGGUGCAAUAUACGCCGCAGCGUGCGCAGGCGAAGUGGAUGUUCUGAAGAUACUGCUUCAGCUAAACGUGACGUAUCUCUUAGAGGAACCCCUCAAUAACGAGCACUACCCCGUCUUCCAACAAGCCUGCGAUCCUCAGUGGUACCACAGAAGUACCGAGUUCAGGCCGAAGAUAUCUCAGGUGGCUGUAUUGCGCACGUUGCUCGAGUGCGGUGCGAGUGUUAACGCGCCCAGUGCCGCGACUCGGAGUGGGGAACAGCCGUUGGCGAUUCUGAUCGAUAGCUGGUACGCUUCGGCUACCGACCGCAGGCGUCGCAACCCUGAAGUGAUGGAGGUAAAUGCGAGACCCGCAUUUGACCUACUCUUAGAGCAUGGUGCCGACGUGAAUGCCACAACUUCCGACAAGAGCACCAUUCUGCUCAAGCUUGUGGACUCCAAAAUUAGGAAGGAAGUCCUUGGGGAAACCGACGACGAAUCACCGAAGAGCACUGCUGUUACCGCUUUGCUUCGCGCAGGAGUUGAUGUUGCGGCGGCUGUCAAAGCUGGAAAGCGGCUGAGGCGGCCUAUCCUGGAACCAGAACUACGUUUCUUUGAGGAGUUUAUACUCGAGGAGACGCGGUAUGCGCGGACACGUGAGUUGGUUUACCUAGAUAGUUGUAGCCAAGAAGAGUAA